Labrus bergylta (ballan wrasse) is the source of this 5816-nucleotide messenger RNA. RefSeq names its product phosphodiesterase 4B, cAMP-specific a (gene pde4ba). The record is from RefSeq and is a predicted model, not a curated record. NCBI's taxonomy places the organism in Eukaryota, Metazoa, Chordata, Actinopteri, Labriformes, Labridae. Gene Ontology annotation, biological process: signal transduction. Gene Ontology annotation, cellular component: nucleus; cytosol; perinuclear region of cytoplasm. Gene Ontology annotation, molecular function: 3',5'-cyclic-AMP phosphodiesterase activity; transmembrane transporter binding.
GCACACAGAGCCCAGAGAGUGUGUGGAGAGUGUCAGAGUGUGAACCAGGGCUUAAACAGUUCCGUGAUGUGACGCGUGGACUCUGCCGCUCGGUGUGUGUGACGUGAGGUUGGAGUGUGUGGAGAAGGUGUUUGGAUACCUGUGCUGCUGCUUUUUUUUUUUUUUUUUUUACUUGUGCUGAGGAUGGGCUUGCUGAUGGAUAAUCUGCUGAGUGACUUUUUAGGCGACAUGUGAACGUAAGGCAGUGCAGCUUUAGUCAGAGAGCUCUUGCUUUUGCUUUUUUACAUGGGGGGGUAAUGUGUGUUUGUGAUACUAAUCUAAUUUAAGUGUUCACAACAUAUUGAGACAGCUGCUGAUUGUCUCGUCUGAAGUGAGUUCUGUGAGUGCUCGAGAGGUGUGUUUGUGUGCAUGCUACUGUGCGGUUUAUCAGCAAUUCCGCUGACUUGUUAGAUGUGUGAAUGAUGACGUGCGAGUGAAGUUAAUGUGAGUGUGUAUUUGUUGUGUUGUAUGUGGCAGGUUGUGUGUGCAUGAGUGUGUGUGUGUGUGUAUGUCGGGGCGAUGUACCGGCGUUCACCCUGUGCCAGAGGAAGGGUUCACUUUGACUUCAGUGAGGAAGUCAUCAGGAAACUCCACGCCGCCAACCACAGCCACACGCACAGUUUCGAUGUGGAGAAUGGCCCGUCUGCCAGCUGCAGCCCCCUGGACCCCCAGGCUUCCCCCGGCUCCGGUCUGGUCCUCCACACUAACUUCCCGGGUCACAACCAGCGGCGGGAGUCCUUCCUGUACCGCUCGGACAGCGACUAUGAUCUCUCUCCCAAGUCCAUGUCAAGAAACUCCUCCAUCGCCUCGGAAUUACAUGGAGAUGACCUGAUCGUAACGCCUUUUGCUCAGGUUCUUGCAAGCCUUCGUAGUGUGAGGAAUAACUUCACUGUCCUGACAAAUGUCCAGUGUGCCUCAAGCAAGAGGUCUCCUGUAGCACCGACUCAGCCUCCAAUCACCAGAGUUUGUCUACCAGAUGAGGCGUACCAGAAGCUGGCCAUGGAGACGAUGGAGGAGCUGGACUGGUGUCUGGACCAGCUGGAGACCAUCCAGACCUACCGCUCUGUCAGCGACAUGGCCUCCACCAAGUUCAAGAGAAUGUUGAAUCGGGAGUUGACGCACCUAUCGGAGAUGAGUCGGUCUGGAAAUCAGGUUUCAGAAUUCAUCUCCAACACCUUCCUAGACAAGCAGAACGAUGUGGAGAUCCCGUCGCCGAUGUCCAAGACGCGAGAGAAGAAGAAGCAGCAGCUGAUGACACAGAUCAGCGGGGUCAAGAAGAUCUCCCACGGGCCCUCGCUCUCCAGCAGCAGCGUCUCGCGCUUCGGCGUCAAGACCGACAAGGAGGAGCUGCUGUCCAAGGAGUUGGAGGACCUCAACAAGUGGGGCCUGAACAUCUUCACCGUCUCCGAGUACUCGCACAACCGGCCUCUCACCUGCAUCAUGUACGCCAUCUUCCAGGAGCGAGACCUGUUGAAGACAUUUAAGAUCCCAAUGGAUACAUUUGUGGCCUACAUGAUGACGUUGGAAGAUCACUACCAUUCAGAUGUGGCCUACCACAACAGCCUGCACGCUGCUGAUGUAGCCCAAUCCACACACAUCCUCCUCUCCACUCCGGCCCUGGAUGCCGUCUUCACAGAUCUCGAGAUCCUCGCAGCCAUCUUUGCUGCAGCUAUCCAUGAUGUUGACCAUCCUGGAGUAUCAAACCAAUUCCUUAUUAAUACCAACUCGGAGCUGGCGUUGAUGUACAACGAUGAGUCCGUGCUGGAGAACCAUCACCUGGCUGUGGGAUUUAAACUGCUGCAGGAAGACAACUGUGAUAUCUUCCAGAACCUCACCAAGAAACAGAGACAGUCCCUGCGCAAGAUGGUCAUUGACAUGGUUUUGGCCACUGACAUGUCCAAACACAUGAGUCUGCUGGCUGAUCUGAAGACUAUGGUGGAGACAAAGAAGGUGACGAGCUCUGGAGUGCUGCUGCUGGACAAUUACACCGACAGGAUACAGGUGCUGAGGAACAUGGUGCACUGUGCUGACCUGAGUAACCCCACCAAGUCCCUGGAGCUGUAUCGUCAGUGGACUGAUCGGAUAAUGGAGGAGUUCUUCCACCAGGGAGACCGAGAGAGGGAGAGGGGGAUGGAGAUCAGCCCGAUGUGUGAUAAACACACAGCUUCAGUGGAGAAGAGCCAGGUGGGUUUCAUAGAUUACAUCGUACACCCUCUGUGGGAGACCUGGGCUGAUCUGGUUCACCCCGAUGCCCAGGACAUCCUGGACACACUGGAGGACAACAGGAACUGGUACCAGAGCAUGAUCCCCCAGAGCCCCUCCCCGCCCUUCUACGACCAGGGAACGCACGGGGGAAACACGGGCGGUCAAGGAGGUGGAGAAAAAUUCCAGUUUGAGCUGACCCUAGAGGAGGAGGACUUGGACGGAAUAGAGAAAGAUGGAGAUGAUGAGGAGGAGGAGGAAGAAGAAGAAGAAGAGGAGGAAGAAGAAGAAGAGGAGGAUAGUUUAGGAGAUUCUCGUUCCCCUCCUCUGGACUAUUUGGACAGUCAGGAUCAGGAGGAAGACAGCAACAUGAUGGAGCCGGCAAUAGAGAUUGUGACGCACGAGGCAUCACCUACAGACACAUAGGGGCUUCCAUCAUCGCGCUCACCAAAUGGUGAUUUGGAAGCUUUUUGAAAAGGGGGAGAUCCUCUUGCGGCUGUGCUUUUUAGAAAAGCCCACAGGCAAGGGCUUUAGUUUUCGUCCCCGCAAAGGGGGGCGUCUUGCACUUGGGUGUUUGAAGCCAGCGGACAGUUUGAGCGGAGCGGCUUCAGAGUUCUCAGGAAAUAACGGCUGCGAACAUUUUAGUCUUGAUGAUGGACGGGCAAGGCUGAGGGUGGAACUUGAAGGAUUUCGGCCAGUGGGGAGAAAAGGUUCCUUUUUCUUUUUCUGGACUGGCAUUAAAAGGACACAAAUCGACACUACUGAGAGAAGUUUUGUACCUUAAGACUUUUUUUUUUUUUACAUUCAAAGAUCUAGAAGUAGCAUAGAGUAAGAUCUACUGAUGAAGACACAUUUGUAUAGAAGAGAAAGUGUUUACUUUUUUCCUGUACCAUUUGUCAAAGGACUUUUGUGUGCCUUUUUUUACUAUUGUCUUUAUAAUAGUUUUUUAUUUAUUGAACACUCUAGUAUGUCUGUGACUUUUUUUUUUUUCUAUCUGAAAGAGCAAAAUCUUUUUGUAUGUUAAAAAGAGAACAGUCUUCCAUGUAUUGGGCAAUAGAGAAAUCCAAACAAACGUCAACAAACAAACUCAUCAACAUAGGGAAACAGGAACACCAACAUUUGACCAACACUCAUCUUUUUAUCUCGUUUGUUUUCCGAUCAGAGCACAAUGUUUUCCUUGGAAUUCAGACGCUUAUGUUGCAUGUUAAGUUUGUUACUGUCGGUGAUGCAUUGCCUAUUUUCAUACUCCCAUCUUUUCUACUUUUCUUUUAAAUGGUCUGCAGAUUAUUUGGGAUUCCAACCUUUUUCACACCAAAGCAAGACUUUGAAUGCUUAAAUGCUCAAAUUUUGAAAUCCUAUGCUUGCAACUAUGGUGUAAAAAUACAUGAUUUAUAAAAAUCAUGCAUCAAAUUGUUGUUUUCGUGGUGUGAAAUAGACGCACAGGUCCUGUUAAAACCAAAACUCCCACUAAAGAGCCACCAAAGUUCAAAGUUGUUAUGAUUAUCAGUCUCUGAGAGAAUAAGAAAUAAAGUCUGACAAGGACUAUUCUAUUCUAUUCUAUCUAUAUAGAAUCUAUAUAGCCCACAUGUAUGCUGCAGUCUUAAUAAUCAUGUUAGUAAGAGCGGGCCUUAACCCUAGACUGGGUCUGAUGUAACGCCCCCCUCCUCCUGCCCCUCUGCAAUCAGGCCCAGACCAUGAUGAUGAUUAAAGGUGCUCAUACAGCUGCCUGUCUGAAAGGCGCUCUCAGACCCUCAUCAGCGCCACCAUUCACGUGGUUUACAAACCCCUCUGGGCUUCACAGACACGACCCCAAAAACAAUCAGGCCAGCUAUUUCUUCCUCACCAUUAAAAAAAAAUCCCUCAAGGGCAGCGGCUGCUCAUUGACGUCAAUUGAUUUUUUUUUUUUUUAAAUCCCUCCCCCUUCACUGUAUCAGGUUUCCAGGACAGUGGGAUUAUUAGGAUUUGGCAGAGAUGGAAUUGCUGGAUUCAGCGUGGCAGACUUUCCCCCUGAUAUGAGAGAAAGGAAUAAUUAGGUGCUCUAUUUUUAAAACAUUGAAAGAAAUCGCGACAGAAGCGUUUGGGAAUAUGGUUUAAAAAUGGUUUGCAGACUAUACAUUCCUGCUCCUGUUUAUGGAUGUUCUUAAUACAUCUAUAAAUCUGUUCAUUUUCAUAAUGGUUUACUGAUAAACUCAAAGGUACUUCAUCUAAUUUCACUCCAGCAUGAGUAAGUGUGCAGUACGUAUGAAUGGAAGUGUGUGUGUGUGUGUGUGUGUGUGUUUGGAUGUGUUUCGUAAUCAGGCCUCACCCCCCCCCCCCCCCUUCCAUCACUCCACACCUUUGUCUCUACUGUUUGUUGCUAGGAGCUCAAGUUGGUCCUUUUUGCUGUUUAUAACAGUGUGUAUUUAUUCUCUACUUUAAGCUUUGUAUAUAAGAAAUACUGGUUCAGUGUAAAAUCUAUUUUAAUUUAUAUGCACUUGCAUUACCUGGAAGUGGUGGUGUCUUAUGUGUAGAAGGCUCCAGAUUAGAGUCUUUUUUAUACGUGUAUUAUGUUUUUAUAUAAAUAUAUAUAAAUAUAUCUAAGUAUAUAUUCGCACAAUGUUUUGAGUAACCAGCAGAGCAGAAGCUAAAGAGACAUGUUGCUGCUGUCAAAUGAAAAUGUUGUAACUUCAAAAUUAAACAUAGAAUCCUCUUUUAACUCUUUAUUCAGCGUAUUGUGCAAAGAUAUUGAACUUUUGCAUCACUUUGGAUUCUUAAAAAACAGAUCAAGCAUCAUUUUAUAGAUUUUGGUCACAUUUCUUAAAACCUAAAUUAGACUAAGGACUUUGAAUUCCCUAUUUUGAUCAUGAAGUGUUUUGUGUUUGUGCUUGGACACAAAUCAAUUUGAGUUCUUUUGAAGCUCCAAUGUUUUUACCUGACAGCAGCAAAUUGAAAACCCAGAGGCCACAUAGAGGACAUGUUAAACUGUGUAGGAUAAAGGAUACAUAAAAGCUAGCUAAGACAGCUCGAUGCUUGGUAUCAAGAACACAAUCAGCUCAUUUUCUCUCUAAGCUUUUCCAUCCAGCAUUUGAAUGCAGAUUGCUGAUACACGAGAAACAGGUUCAACUGACAAACAGGAAGCGAUUGACUCCUUUUACACUUGACGCACUUCAUGUAAAAGUAGAUAACACGGGGAGCGUAUUGGUAGCAUGCUUCAAUACUCCCUGCACUGAUGUGAAUCGUUCUGAAUUAACAACAAAACAUGAUCUUAUGUAACCUGAUUGUGCUCAUGUGUGAACUCUCUCUGACCAAACGUGUUAGCAGUUUUGAGAUUCAGAUGUGUCAGUAUUGACAUUGUUUUUCUAUGUUGGAGCUUUGUUUGGUCCUAGUUGUGUCCAAAUGGUUAGCCAGGUUUAGCACUAUCUGCAUGAGAGAUGGUUUUUUUUUUAUUGUCAAUAAUAUGUUCCAAGUCCGCCAGUUGUUGGCAGGUGGGUUAUUCAAUGUUUCACACAAUGUAUGGUAUUAUAUUGUAUAUUGUGUUCAAAAAUAAAUCUGAAAUACUUUUUCUAUUAAGUGAUUAAAAGAAAAGCAUGAAUAUA